Drosophila pseudoobscura is the source of this 2721-nucleotide messenger RNA. RefSeq names its product GTP-Rho-binding protein rhophilin (gene Rhp). Gene Ontology annotation, molecular function: protein binding. Bases 79 to 2469 code for a protein of 796 amino acids. NCBI's taxonomy places the organism in Eukaryota, Metazoa, Arthropoda, Insecta, Diptera, Drosophilidae. The record is from RefSeq and is a predicted model, not a curated record. Gene Ontology annotation, biological process: negative regulation of stress fiber assembly; signal transduction. The transcript is spliced from 14 exons.
UUCAACAACCCUAACAUCAAUUCCAAUUGCAAUCAAAGUAAAAACUAGUUUGAUAAGUCUGUAAGCGCGUUGUCUUAGAUGCUGUCAGCACCGUUAGAUACAUUGAUUAAAGUAGAAGAAAACUUCGUUUUUUCGUCAGAACUCUUUUGCUUUGUGCGCUUUAUAUUUGCUAUCUGCAAUCGUCAAAUUGUGCGCAAACGAAGCGAGAUUAAGUGCUGUGAUUUUAUUAUUAUUAUCAGCACUUCAGUUCUCAAAAUGAAUACAAUUAAAACUGGAACGCGCAAAGCCCUCGAAGAAAAUGAAACAGCAACAGUUCAUGAAGAGAAUGACGCUGAUAGGCAGCUAAGGGGCUUAUCGUUUUCCUUUGUUCGGGGGUCUGAUCCGAGAGCUGCAACAUGUCGCGGCAAGCUGCAAAGUCGUCGUUGUAAACUAAACCAAGAGAUCAACAAGGAACUUCGCUUACGAGCUGGAGCGGAGAAUUUAUACAAGGUAACAACAAACCGCAAACUACGCGAUACUGUAGCCUUGGAACUGAGCUUCGUCAAUUCAAAUUUGCAACUUCUAAAGGAGAAAUUAGCAGAGAUGAAUUCAUCAGUGGAAAUUUAUCAGAACGAGAGUCACGAUGGCGUAAUUCCAAUGAUACCAUUGGGCCUUAAGGAAACCAAGGAAAUUAAUUUCAUGGAACCUUUCUCAGACUUCAUUUUGGAGCACUAUAGUGAAGAAUCCUCAAUUUAUAUGGACGCAAUAGCAGAUAUCACAGACACCAGACAGGCGUGCAAGACUCCCUCACGCGAUUUACUUGGCGUAGCAUUGCUUUUUCGAUACUACAAUUUACUAUAUUACGUGGAACGUCGUUUUUUUCCGCCUGACCGCAAGCUAGGCGUCUACUUUGAGUGGUAUGAUUCAUUAACGGGCGUUCCUUCAUGCCAGCGAACCAUUGCCUUCGAGAAGGCGUGCAUUUUAUUUAACCUAGGCGCCAUAUACACGCAGAUCGGUGCUCGGCACGAUCGUAGCACGGAUCGGGGCUUGGACUCCGCUGUCGAUAGCUUCUUGCGUGCAGCGGGAAUAUUCCGUCAUAUCUACGAUACGUUUACCAAUGCGCCAUCGAUGGAUCUGAAACCCCACGUACUAGAUGUUUUAGUAUCUUUAAUGCUGUCUCAGGCCCGUGAAUGUCUAUUUGAAAAGCUGAAGCUGCAGAGUGAGUCGUCGGGGCUGACCGGUUCCAGUCUUGUAAUUAUUAGUGCUGGGCCCCAAUCUACUGAAUUGGCUCAGCUUUUCCGUGAUUUGGGCGGUGAAGCUGCACAGCUUUCCCUCGAGUACAAUGAGAUGCACAAGAACAUCCAAGUGAAUGACACACAUACCUACCUGCCGGAAUGCUGGGCUGGACUGGUACCGCUUAAGGCGGAGCUCUACAGAGCGUUGGCUCACCAUUACGAGGCCCGUAGCAUAGAUGUGAAGGUGGCUUCCAAAAUAGGUCCGGUCACAUCAUUAAAGGAUUCGUUCGUUGGAAACUCGCGAGAGGCAUUGUGUGUCACGCAGUGCAGUGGUGAGUCCAACGAAGAUAGUGCCAGUUUCAUUGCGAUAAAGCACACUCACUUAAGAGAAGCUCUGGCUAGUUAUGAAGAAGCUCAGCGUCUGCAGCGUAUGUGCCGCUUUCUGAAGAAUAAAACAUCACUCACGCAAGCCAUCAAGGAAGCAAACUAUCAAGCCCAGGAGGAGUAUGAAAACUUUAGAAUUCGAGCGUCGGCCAAUAAGGUUGACGAGAGCUACGACCUUGUGGAGCGCGUUGUGGAAGCCUCCUCGAAGUUUACAUUGACCUUAACUGGACCCGAUUUCACGUCGUACAAAGUGGAAGAUCCUUUUAAACGCCUUGGGCCGAUUGCAAUAUUCUCUGCCCGUCGUCACUGGACUGCGCCACGCUGUGUUCGACUACAAAAAGGAUCCGCAAUAUGUCAUGACUUUAGUGCCUGCCCCUGUGACACUGUCACUACGCGUGUGGCUCAUGAAAAGGACUGCCGCCAAUAUAAAGAAGAGAUAGAGAACUUUGGGUUUCAAGUCAGCGGCGAUUCGCCGGUCAUUAUAGCUCACGUGGAGAUCAAUUCGCUGGCUGACCUUGGCGGCAUCAAGGAGGGAGAUUUCGUUGUCGAAAUCGAGGGCAUGGAUGUCAAGUGGUUUUCACACCAACAGGUUGUACAUCUCAUACAAUCAUGUGGUUCCGUCCUUGAGCUAAAAGUCAUAACUCCAAUGGAUCGCAAUUAUUUGAAGCCCUUGUCCUCGAAAGGUUCUAUAUCAACGUUGUCAGCGGCUAGCUCAUCAGGGUUUUCAUCGGACUCUUCAAGUCCCACAAACACUACAACAAAGCCCGAACCUCUCAUGAAGACCUCAACAAAGGGACGUUUCGUUGGUAGCGUUUCGUCCGGCUUCUGGAAUCCAUUCCGACGGACGCCGAGCAUAGCCAAAAUCUUCUGAGGUUUAGAAGGGAUUAAUUUAAUUAGGUGUAUUCUCACUUCCGAAGCAGUUGCCAUUAUAAAAUAGAACGAACGAUGAGAUAUAAUUUGGCAAAGAAGGUUGAGACUUAGCUCUAAAUAAUCCAUUAGCAUCUGUAUAUAUUUCAUUACAAAUCUUAAAAUGUGUAUUGGACUUUUAAAAAAAUUUCAAAAUGUAAAAUAUGUUUAAAUAGAAAAAGUCGAACUGGCUAAUAUUAGAGCAAAGAUACCGCAA